CCUAAUUAUCAUCACCAAUGUUAGUUCUCACGAAUGUUUCAUGUAAACAUACAAAUAAAACGAAAAUGUUCAUUAGCGUUCUUGCUACAUCUUUGAAAACGUUCUCAAGAUGUUAAAAUACAUUUCAAACAAACUCGAAGACCCAAACUUCCCUUUGCUGGGUCCAAAUAUAAAAGCUUUAAAGUUCUGGGGUUUGAUAUUGCCAGAGAUUUCAUCGAAAAAGUGGAUGUAUAUCGCAUUUCAUUUGUCUGUAAUAAUUUUCACUGCUACAGAGUACGCUGAAAUCUGGUUCGUCAAAAAAGACAUGAAUUUACUUUUGACGAACGUGAAGAUAACUUUGCUAGCAACGGUCAGUGUUGGAAAAGUUAUCAGUUUCCUAAUUUGGCAGAACAAUUGGAAAAGCAUUAUCGAUUACGUCAACGAAGCAGACAAAACGCAAAGGCAGAUCUUGAAUAGCGACAAGAGAGCAAUUAUUGAAAAUUAUACUAAAUACAGUAGAAAAAUAACAUAUUACUAUUGGCUUCUCAUGUAUAUGACAGUUGUUUUUGUGAUAUGUCAACCUUUUUAUAAAUAUAUAUCAUCUGAAAUAUAUAGGGAGAGCGUCAGAAAUGGCACCGGAGGUUAUACUGAAGUUGUCAGUUCUUGGGUACCUUUCAACAAGAGUACGAUCGCAGGCUAUAUGAUGGCUUCGUUAUACCAAAGCUACGCUGCUAUCUACGGAGGCGGAUGGAUUACGUCAUUCGAUACUAACGCAAUUGUUAUAAUGGUUUUCUUUAGAGGAGAAUUACAGAGCCUAAGGAUGGAUUGCAGUAACAUUUUUGGCACAGAAAAUUCCGUUGUUACUCGCGAAGAAGCUAGAUUGAGAUUGGAAAUUUGUCACAAGAGGCAUUUGAAUUUGGUCAAAUAUUCCCGCAUGUUUGAUUCCUGCCUGUCGCCAAUAAUGCUGCUAUAUGUUAUCGUGUGCUCUGUAAUGUUAUGUGCUACGACAUACCAGAUUACUUUCGAGACAAGUGCUUUACAGAGAUUCAUAACUGUGGAGUAUUUAAUAUUUGGCGUGGCACAACUCUUUAUGUACUGUUGGCACAGCAAUGAAGUGUUUUUUGUUAGUAAGGACUUAUCUUUGGGACCGUAUGAGAGUAUCUGGUGGACUCGGGAACUAUCUGAACAGAAAGAUAUCAAGAUCCUGACCGAACAAUUUAAGAAGCCUAUAGUAUUUAGUGCAGGGCCAUUUUCUGAAAUCACUGUGGCCACUUUUAUAAGUAUUCUGAAAGGAGCUUAUAGUUAUUACACUUUGCUGAGCCAGUCUCAAGAAAAUUAGUUUUCAAGAACAGCACAGGCUUAUCUAGAAGAUCGUGCUUAAAAAUUUCGCUUUUAUAGUUGUUUAAGAAACCGUAAAACAUAUAAUGUUAUCUCCAUCAAUUAAUCAAUUACAGUCACCUACGUUAUAUAAAUAUCACCUACAUUAUCAUAUACAUAACAAAUAAUUUACAUAAUUAGCACUCAAAAUUAACUGUUACAAUAGCAUAUUGCAAAAUAUGGGUUGAACUAGCGUUAACUGUGUUAGUAUGGCUUAUUUAUUUGUUUUUGUUUAGAAGCAUUAAUGUUUAUAUUAUUUAAAUAUAGAAUAAACUUAAUAAC
Molecule: messenger RNA, 1638 nt
Organism: Bicyclus anynana (squinting bush brown)
Lineage: Eukaryota; Metazoa; Arthropoda; Insecta; Lepidoptera; Nymphalidae
Gene: Or-56
Product: odorant receptor 30a-like
Exons: 5
Coding region: 110-1318 (402 amino acids)
Biological process (GO): detection of chemical stimulus involved in sensory perception of smell; sensory perception of smell
Cellular component (GO): plasma membrane
Molecular function (GO): olfactory receptor activity; odorant binding
Source: RefSeq, a predicted model, not a curated record